CCUUUGAUAAAAUAUCCACUCUGUUCAGUAGGCAAUAUAACGGUAAAUUUAUUAUCAGGCUGUCCUGCUGUCUUGAAGAAUGACAUCAAUGCAAAAUGAUUAUUUGGUCAUCAUGACCAAUAAAAUCUUCUUGGUAGGGGGGGAGACGAUAUUUACGAGGUUGGGGGGAUAUAUAAAGCGUGAUAUCAGGUGGGAAAGAAUCUUCAAGUUCAGCUUCCUCUCCUACAGACACCAAGGAGGAAGAGUCCUUCUCUCGCAGUCAGCAUGUACAAGCUAAUAUUCUGCUGCUUAUUUUUUGCCGGCUUCUUAAGUCCCUUCUUGUCUUUUCCCAUCAUCAAUUCCAGUGAAGUGGCAAAUCGGCUCUCAGCAGAUGAUGAAAAGCUAACCUUGGAAAACCUGGACAGAGUUUCUUUCUUGCAAAUGCUGCCAGAAAUCUUCAAUGCAGAAGCAGAUAAAGAUUCCAGGAAAGCUGAUCUUAGUGCUGACGUUUUUGAUCCAAGAGAAAAUGCCAGAAAGGUUUUCUAUGGAAAAGAUCCCAAAAUUUCACUCCUGAGUCAUCUUCUGGCUGGAAGCAGGAAACAGUUUAAGAAACGUGGGACCCCCUCUGAAUGUUUCUGGAAGUAUUGUGUGUAAAACGAGAUUUAGAGAUUUAGUCUUCCCCUGUUGCUUUAUUAUAUUUAUAACCAUCUUGGAAAAUGUAAAUAAAGUUGUUAAACUUGAAAGUAAUGGCUUAAAAAAACCUAAGCAAAUCACAUUCAUUAUUGUUUAAAAUAAAUCCUCUAUG
Molecule: messenger RNA, 784 nt
Organism: Antechinus flavipes (yellow-footed antechinus)
Lineage: Eukaryota; Metazoa; Chordata; Mammalia; Dasyuromorphia; Dasyuridae
Gene: UTS2
Product: urotensin 2
Exons: 4
Coding region: 265-633 (122 amino acids)
Biological process (GO): regulation of blood pressure; blood vessel diameter maintenance
Cellular component (GO): extracellular region
Molecular function (GO): hormone activity
Source: RefSeq, a predicted model, not a curated record